AAAUGUGGAAUACAUACAUAAUGACAUCGAUUUGCCAAGGUCCAAACACAAGAGCUUAAGAAGUUUUGAACAAGACUCCCAGAGGAGACAGUCAGGUCAGAGAGUAUCUGUUCCCAGUAGCCCAAGUCAGGAGGAAGACAGUGAGCUCUGCCUGUACAGACCAGCCUGGGAACGUAACAGGAAUGAGAGUAAAUCUAGCUCAUCUACCCGCAGUUAUAUAAGUAUCCCUCCUACUUCACCAUCGGAAAACUACAUUGAAGCUGGAUCAGAAGAUUUAUGUAUGCUCUCCGAGCGCAGCACACCCCUGGUUAAGAUGGCAUGGUUAACAAAAAACUUGGAAGGAGAUGCUAAAAAUGAGUUCCGUAACUACCAAGCAAACUCUGGAACACAGACUGACAGUGAUAGCAGCGUCAAGGCUCCUAACCGUAAGACAGUGUUUGGCACUCCCUGGCAGUUUGGGGGCACAUUUACCAGCAGGGGAGGUUUGAUGCAGGCUGCAGAUUCUGAUGUUUGCCUCAUGGUGGUGCCUAAUGCUGUGCCUAAAGGGGAGUAUGUUGACAUUUACGGAGCAGUUUUCACUGAUACCACUCAGAUUAGGAAAAGGAUGAAGAUUUCAACCAAAGAGUGUCUGAUAACACCUGUAGUAGAGUACUGUGCUGUUCCUGCUAGCCCUUUCCGGAGACCAGUCUGCGUACAGUUGCCCCAUGCACUGCCAGAGGAGUUUGAUAUCCAUCUCAUUAAAGUGUACACAUUCACAGUUGAUGAGAGUGGAAAAGUUUCCUUAUCUGAUGUACCAGCAUUUGUUAAAACAAAUGAGGACAGGGGUUUGGAGACCUACUGGGAGAAGGGUCCUGAUGGCCACAGUAUUCACAUCAGCACAUUCCAUUUCAGUGGUUACUUCUGCACACAGUGUGAAACCGCUAGCUGGCCAUCGAUAUGUACCAUGGUUUUUGGCUCCCAUGUGCAGAUAACUCAGUGUCGUAGGGAGGUUAGAGUUAUCCUCUACAUCUGGGACAGACGUCUUACCAUCAAAGACUAUCUUGAGAGAUUCCGCAAGCAGGAGUCUGAUGUUGACCGCCAGCUGCUGACAGACAUGCAAGUGCCUCUGUUGGAUGGUGCCUCCUCUGACAGUCGGCUGGUCAUGUGUAUGGAGGUGAUGGGUGGUGAUGAUGACCGUGAGUGUUGGAGACAUGUUUUGAGACCUGAUGGUUCUAGGCCCCUCUUUAAGCCAUUGCAGAUGCGUAAACUCAGUGAAAUUGUUCACUGCUGCCGCCAGACUGACCCCAUACGUGUUGAAUGGGCAUUGGAGAACGCACCCCAGCAAGUUCCUAAUGCAGUUUUCCAGUGUUGCAUUGACAUCAUGCAUGUGCAUGAGUCCACCAGUGACUAUGAGACAGCCAUGAAGGAAGGCAGUGAUGACCUUAUGAGAACUUUUUACGUCAGGGAUUUGAAGGUCAUGACAAAUUCAGCUGUGCAGAGUGUAGAAUUUCAGCGUGUGGAUUUGAAACGUACUCUUUCCGAAACUAUGGACAUAAUGCAGACGGAACGGAUGUGCCAGGAGUUUGGAAUCAGUAUUAAAGAUAUUGGCAACUUCAGGAAGAAGUUUUCAACAUCAGAAGCAUUUCAGUUGGGUCUUGUGGAGGAGUGCUUGAGAAGGCAUGGCUCAGACAAAUUUUUGAAUCUCUUGCCCAAGAUCCUAGAAAGACUGCAUUAUACAGAGGUUAUGGCUGCGCUGGAUGACAAGAAAAUUCUAGUCAGACAUUUGACAGACUUCACUGGCGUGUCUGCUGAAGCAGCUGCGGCAGAGGAAGACGCUGUUGCUGAGUCAGUCAGCAGUGUUGGAGGAGGACUAGAUAGCACAAGGUGUAAAUCUCCCCAUAGGAGAAGGUCUCCCUCACCAGCGGAGAGAAACAGAUCUAAUUCACCACUCUACAGAAGGAGGAGGAGUAAAGAGAGUCAUAAACCAGGCUCUGGGUAUACAGGUUCUGAAAGAAGCGAGGAUGUAUAUGUGAACAAUAAAUCGCAGCAAAAAAGCUCUACAAAAGAGGAGCAAUAUGGUAAAAGUAAAGGCUGGGAGGAGAGACAAUCAAAACAACCAAGCAGACAUAGGCAGCAUUCUCCACCUGCUGACUACGAUCAAGAUGAAAAAGCAUAUAAUCAAAAUCUGAAAUACGACGUGAAGAAAUAUGAUGAAAGGAGUAUUCAAGAGAGACAGCAACUGAAAAAGCAGAUCUCUUCAAGCAGCACAGGUGAUUCUGUCCUUGGAAGUAGGUCACAGCCAUCAGGCUAUAAUACUGCUAAUUUCUCUUCAAAAUCUUCAUUGGGAACUAGCAUGUAUGCUCAUGCUGAUCCCCAAGAUUUUUCAGAGGCACUUCCAGAUGAACUACUAGACGAUUCUAUGAGACAGACUUACAAGAAAGAACUGUUAGUAAAUGAAAACUUACAUGGACAUUUAUCAAAUGUAUAUGCACCUUACUACAAUGGUUGUGAAAACCACUUGCCUUCCAAUGGUCCUUAUGCCAUACCUCCUGAAUCAGGGCAAGCAGAUCUGUCUUCUCUGUCAGAUCCUGUACCACCGUAUCGUCAGUGGGUAGGCAGUCAGAGAUUGAGUGACAAGUCUCAGUUGCCAGAUGAAGAUCAGACGUCAAAGAAGGAGCUGUAUGGAAUAUCUACUGUAGUUUGA
Messenger RNA from Candidula unifasciata, 2683 nucleotides. The record is from the annotation of a GenBank genome assembly. NCBI's taxonomy places the organism in Eukaryota, Metazoa, Mollusca, Gastropoda, Stylommatophora, Geomitridae.